This is a messenger RNA of Haliotis rubra (blacklip abalone), 2523 nucleotides long. Its product is annotated as proton myo-inositol cotransporter-like. Gene Ontology annotation, biological process: transmembrane transport. Gene Ontology annotation, molecular function: myo-inositol:proton symporter activity. The coding region runs from base 273 to 2066 and encodes 597 amino acids. The record is from RefSeq and is a predicted model, not a curated record. NCBI's taxonomy places the organism in Eukaryota, Metazoa, Mollusca, Gastropoda, Lepetellida, Haliotidae. Gene Ontology annotation, cellular component: membrane. The transcript has 10 exons.
CCUGUUGUUGGGAUGCGCCACCCUGGCCAGCAGCUGGGUACAGAAGAGACAACACAUCCUCUGAGAUUAGAUACUGCUGCCUCAUGUCUUGGUGGCAGGGAACAUUCUACAAUACGCUUGAGAAAAAUCCAUGCAUCGAUGUUCAGACAGCCCACUACAGGAUAUAAAGCAGAGCACAGCGUUACUGUCUUACAAGCUCUCCGCUGAAGACUAUAUUCUCCAUCCUCAUCGAUUGAUUUCCGAUCAGCUGUUGGCACCGCGGGUAAUCCACGAUGAGCGACGCAAAAGCCGGUUCUUUGACCAGCGUCUCCGACGGCCGCGUAGACUCCGUGGCAGAGAUGGUGCAAGCAGGUGAUCCGAAGGAGGGUCAGGGAAGCAAGUUUUAUGUGUACUUCUUGUCGUGUUUCGCCACCGUCGGGGGCUUCCUGUUCGGGUAUGAUACCGGGAUAGUAUCUGGAUCUAUGCUGUUGAUUAACCCCUACUUUAGUCUAGAAGACCAAACAGUAUGGAAGGAAGCUAUUGUCAGUGCAACGAUCGCCGCAGCGGCGAUCUUCUCCUUAGUGGCCGGUGUGUCCACGGACUUUCUGGGCAGGAAGAAGACUAUUAUGUUGGCGAGUUUUGUGUUCACCAUUGGAGCCAUUGUGAUGGGCGCUGCACCUGACAAGGAAGUGUUGUUGGUUGGGAGAAUCAUCGUUGGAAUUGGAAUAGGGUUUGCGUCCAUGACGGUGCCGGUGUAUGUCGCCGAGGCUGCUCCUUCAGACAUCCGGGGACGUCUUGUCACCCUGAACCAGCUCUUCAUCACCAUCGGCAUCGUCGUCUCCAGCCUCAUCGCGGGCGCAUUCAGCCUCCUCAAACCAGAGGGUUGGCGCUAUAUGCUUGGCCUGGCCGGACUGCCGGGGGUGAUCCAGUUCGUUGGGUUCUUUUUCCUCCCCGAAUCUCCCCGUUGGCUGGUGGACAAGGGCCGGUUGGACGAUGCGAGGGCCGUGCUACAGAAGAUCCGGGGCACAGUCAACGUUCACACAGAACUGCAGGAGAUUCAGGACAACAUCGACACUGACAGGAGGAACUCUCCUGGAGGUAACGCGCUGCGUCGGAUCUUCACCACCCCCCACGUGCGGAAGGCGUUGUUCAUUGGCAGCGGACUACAACUCUUCCAGCAGCUUUGUGGCAUCAACACGGUCAUCUACUACAGCGGCUCCAUCAUCAAGAUGGCAGGGUUCCCAACAGAGUACGCCAUCUGGCUGGUGAUGGUGCCCAACUCAGUCAACUUCCUUGCCACGUUCCUCGGUAUCUGGCUGGUGGAGCGGCUUGGGAGGAAGAUUCUCACAGUGGCCAGUUUCGUAGCUGUGACGAUCGCCCUCGUCGUCCUGGCAGUGGGCUUCCAGCUGUCCGCGGUCUACACCCCACACAUCAACAAAAACACAACAGAACUGAUGGACAACGGAACAGCUAUACACGACAAGUGCGCCACAUACAGUCUAUGUGAGGCCUGUAUCAACAACAACAAGUGUGGUUAUUGUUUUGAAACAAACUCAGAAGAGCCAGGUGGCACAUGCCUUGCGCCGUCUCACAUUGACAAACAGAAGGAAAUAGAUUCCGAGUUCGGUCGGUGUAAUGACACAGCCAACAGCGACCUCACCUACGCCGUCGGCUACUGCCCCACAGACUAUUCCUGGAUGGCAAUCCUCGGUUUGACGCUCUUUUUAAUGGGAUUUGCACCAGGGUUAGGACCAAUGCCUUGGACCAUAAAUUCAGAAAUAUUUCCCCUCUGGGCACGUGGAACCUGCAUUGCCAUGACAACAGCUGUAAACUGGAUCUGUAAUCUCAUAGUGUCCUUCACCUUCCUCACACUCACUGAAACGAUAACAAAAUACGGCACGUUCUGGCUGUUCGGUGGAAUCUGCUUCCUGGGGAUGUUGUUCACGCUAGUGUUUGUGCCAGAAACGAAGGGGAAGACGCUAGAGGAGGUGGAAAUGUUGUUCAUGACGCCGGCGAAGAGAGACGAAUACCGGGCACAGAGUCAACAGUCCGCGGAGAAAUAUGUAUACACUAACACCCAAAUGUAGUGGACCUGGGUUGCAGGGACAAGGGUAGAAUGAGGGUACAAGGAAGGUACAUACAGGGUACAUACAGGGUACAUAUGGAUUACUACAGGUAUUGAGGGGAUAUUGGUAUGGGAAAUAGUAAGUGUGGGUGCUUACACACUUUUUUCGAUACCAGCAAAUUCAUCAAAUUCAAAACAUCAUUGCGAUCGCGCUCAGAUUUCAUUGUAGCUUAUAGGUAUCUCGUCUAGGUUAUAGGUGACGAGUUUCAGUUCAAACUAUGUUUUAUCUCAUAAUUGGAUCAUUCAUGAACGAGGAUAAAUUUCAUUUCGUACUGACAUGUGUGAGUUAAGACAGUGACGUCACAGGCUCCAUGACGUCCCAUAGAAUGGUAUAUGGUCAGUUGACCGUGUGUUAUGAAUUCUUACUGCCUUAGUUUGCUCGUAAUCCUGUUGAGUAAAAUUUGAAAACAUCUUGUAAA